GAGGUGAUAGGAGGGUGGUGCUGUGGUACAUAUCUCAGUGCUUAGAUGUUAGAAAUCAGCACCUGCCUUAUCAAGCAAGAAUGUCAGAAGGGGACAGUAUUGGUGAGUCUGUUCAUGGAAAGCCGUCCAUGGUCUAUAGAUUUUUCACAAGGCUGGGACAGAUCUACCAAUCCUGGUUAGAUAAAUCUACUCCAUAUACUGCCGUGCGAUGGAUUGUAACUUUGGGCCUGAGUUUUAUCUACAUGAUUAGAGUUUAUUUACUGCAGGGUUGGUACAUUGUGACAUAUGCCUUGGGAAUCUACCAUCUAAAUCUCUUCAUAGCUUUCUUGUCGCCAAAGGUAGACCCCUCUUUAAUGGAAGAUUCAGAUGAUGGUCCUUCCUUACCUACAAAGCAAAAUGAAGAAUUUCGGCCCUUCAUUAGAAGGCUCCCAGAGUUUAAAUUCUGGCAUGCUGCCACUAAAGGCAUCCUGGUUGCUAUGGCAUGUACGUUCUUUGAGGCUUUCAACGUUCCUGUUUUUUGGCCAAUCCUUGUGAUGUACUUCAUUAUGCUGUUUUGUAUCACUAUGAAGAGGCAAAUCAAGCAUAUGAUAAAAUACCGAUAUAUACCCUUCACACAUGGCAAGAGGAAAUACAAAGGGAAAGACGACGUAGGAAAGACCUUUGCUAGCUAGAGGAUGCAAUCAACCUGUUGACAAAUUCUGCUUAUACAUAAAGGAACAGUUUUGAGCCAUUGUAACAAUGCCUUUUUUUUUCAUAUAAAGUGAUUAAGAGGGUGGUGACAAAGCAGUCGAAUUUUCAUUUUACGAGAAUCUUGCUAUUUUUAUCUGAACUAUCAGUUUCUUGAAGAAACUGGCACUCUAACCAAAUUGCAUUGAGUUUAGUAUCUUUUGUAAGAGUUGGAGAAACUUUUGAUAGUUCCAUGGAUUUGGGAUAAUGUAUUUCUUAGAUCCAUUUCUAAGAUCCAUUGCAGCUGCCAUGACACUGGAGAGAUUAAUGGCUUAGAGUUGAAUAUUUUUACAUAGUUCUCUUGCUUACUAUGACCCUGAAGUGCUGUGCACGUAUGUGGAGGAAAGUAAGGUGGCACACAUGAUGCUGUUUUCUGCUUCAUGGAUAUGUGCUAUUUUCAUACAAAAGUCCAGUAGACACUAGUAGAUGCAGAAUUUAAGCCAGUUUGCUAAAUGCAUGAUAUUACUCAGUUACAACCAAACAGAUAUAAAUAGGAUAAGGAAUUUGUUAAAUUGUGGGUUUGGCAGCAGGGAAAAAUAUAUGUAUAACUUCUAAGGUAACUCAUUCGUGUAAGGUUUUAAUGCCAGUUUCACCCCGACAUCUCCACAGCAGAUCCUGGAAUUGGGCUCUUUCAUGAUGACUCAAAACUUUGUUCAAAAUUUGUCACAAUUUCUUUUGAGGACCUGAAAUUAUAAAUAUAUAUUAUAUUUUAAUUGUUAUUAGUUGGAGAAUAUUUUGUCUCAUUUCUUUCAUACGUAAGGAUUUCUUGGUUAAUUUAAGUUGACUUUAUGCAGCCCUUUCAGAUCAUACCCAAAUUGGCUACAGCAGACAAACUUCACAAAUUUUAACACAGCUUUUCAUUUUCUAUGGAAAAAAUCUAGAGAUAAAUGACCUGCAUGUAAACUUUUUGAUGUGAUACAACAGCAGUUUUAUUAAGUGAUUUUUAAUUCCAAAAUUUAUUAAAAGAUAGUGUCCCCCUUUCUUGUCCUUUAUUUUUUUUAUACAUAUAAUAAUCCAGUGGUGGUUAUAUAUCCUCUUCAAUUAUGAUUACCCUUAGAAUUUGUCUUCAUGUUCUUAGCUCUUUGGAGAGCAUUCAUGUUAUAUUUGCAGAAGAUAAGAAAAGAUUGGCCUUUUCAAGAUUCUGAAAGGAGAAUAGUGGCAGCUUCAACAGACAGCUAAUUAGAAAAUAUAUUUAAGAGCCAUUUCAAUUGACUUUGUCGAAUGAAGUCAUUAUGGAGCCCUCUGAUUCAGCCUUCAGUAAUCCUGGAAAAAAAUGAAAGGUAGUUUUAGUUAACAUUGGCCUUUUUUAUUAGCAUUAUGGAAAUUAAUAAUGUGUGUGAAACCUUAAAAAUUAUGGAAAUACAGUAGCUAGAAAUGGUCUUAUAAAAAUACCAGUCAUAGAUGCUUGCAGUUGGUUGCCUAAAAUCUGAAAACUGUGACUUGGAGUAGCUGUCUUUAGGCUUGCUGGAGUUCCUGAAUAUAUGGGUGAAUCAGAGAGAAAAAACAGGAAUUCUUUAUGUUUAUUGAUGUUAAGUUAGCAGCUGGAAUGACUACCAUUGAACAGUGGGGUGUUAAGAUAACCAUUGCAAUUUAGAAAUGCAUUCCUCCAUUUGCUUGCUUUCUUUAGUGGGAGCUUGUGAUAAAUGCCUAUUCAUUCUUAGGCAGGCAUAGCUGUUUUGCAUCCAGUGGGACUAACAGUUUUCAAAUAAAAAUUGUAGCUGAAGUUGGGAAAAGGCAGAGCGUGGUUCCCUAGUUGAUUCUCAACAUGCAGUGGCCAGACAGGUUGGAUGGCAUUAUGUUGAACUUUGGUCCAUUUUUAUUACUUUAUGACUUACUGCUUAUGACUGAUAGGAGUUUUUAAUCACUUACAAGUGAUAAAAAUUAUGUUUUUACAGAAUGCAUGACAAACUAGGCUGGACAACUUAACAGCAUUUUCCUAUUCAUUCAUUAUUUUCCAUUUGUUUUUAUGUACAGUUAAAUGUCUGGCAGUGAUUCCCUUAGCUACUUGUGUUUUGAGUCCUGAUGUGGACUGUUUUUCUUCCAUUGUGCCUUGACAGUUUGAGACGUGUGGGACGGUAACUGAAAGUUUUUAUUAGUGCAAGAAAAGAAAGUUACUUCAACUCUGAAAAUCCCUGUUUCGUAAAGUAAUACCGAAAUCUUAGCAGUUGCGUAUCAGCAACUGGUCUUUUUUCCUUGCAUUUAUAUUUAUGAUGUAAAGUUAAACAAUUUUAUUAGUGACUUCAUGGUGAUGCUUUAAUACUUAAAUGUUAGCUGACCAGGAAUCCCUGCAGUUAAAAAAAAAAAAAUAAAUAAAUAAAGGAGGGGGAGGAGAGAGAGAAGUGCUCUUGCUGUCUGAUCCCCCCCCCCCCCCAAAGUCUGUAUUUGGUGCCAAUCCAGUGCUAUUAGUAAAUGUCUUACUGCCGCUGCAACUUAUGAUCCACAAAAAGUAGGCCAUCUGGAUUUCACGCCUUGUCUGAAUUUAAAAAAUAAAAAUAACUGUUUGUACAUUUUCUAUUAUGCAAUAAUGAAAGGAAGAUAUGCUAACAUUUGAGUAUCUUUUUCCCCUGCUGCUCUGAAUACUUUUAUGAGUGGAUUAAAUGAGAAUGAACCUUAACAAGGUGAUGUGGCUGAAUCCCUCCUCAUUUAUACUAUAAGUAUUGGUUUAGAAUAAAUAGCCUCUAUUGCCAUAAAGCAGGGAGGGUGUGCAUAUCUAAAGUGAGCCUUUUUCCUCGUUGUGUUAGACUGUGGAAAACACAGACAAAACAUAAGCUGUGUUAUACAAAUAAUGUUUUAUCCAUGGCCUUAGUUUGCUACUAGUAUAUGGUACUAGAACUUUUUUUUGAAACACUUGUUACUGUAGUCUAAAGGUCUGGAUUACUUGAUGAAAAGUCUUGGUAUUUAAUAGUGAUAGAGAGAAAAACUUUUGAGUUUGGACGCUGAAUGUUAAUAGAUCAGUGUAUAGAAAAGCCUGUAUUCUGCAUUUCAAGAUGCUCCUUGCAUUUGUUGAUUCUGUUGAUUUAAGGAAGGUCACAUAGCUUGUCAAAUCAAGGAAACCUGUUUUAUUGUUCACUUUGUGAAAAUGGAAUGUUACCUGACAUACAUGUAUCAUCAGAUCUUCCACUGCAGUUAAGCUAAGAAUUUGCGUGCAGCUACUGUUUUUCCCCUUGAGGCCUACAGCAUGGACCACUGUAAUUUUACAAGAAAAAAGUGAGUCUUAGAAAUCGUAGAAUUUUAAUACCUUAAGUAUGCAAUGAAAGGUUAAAAGACUUGCUAUUCGCACUUAGAAUGAAAAUUUGAUGUUUAUCUUUCAUUGCCCAAAGCAGAGAAUUACAUUUGUCCUAAUCGCUCCUAGAAAGAGGUGUUUUUAAUAUGGUCAAGAACCGUGUUACAAGAAAUAGAAGGGCUGAAGACAGAAGUUUAUUUUGUAAAACAGGAAUGAGUGCUACCUUGUACAGGCAGUUACCAGUUUUAUAAUAAAACCUUGUUCUUGGACUAA
Rhea pennata is the source of this 4222-nucleotide messenger RNA. It is a transcript of the gene RER1, whose product is annotated as retention in endoplasmic reticulum sorting receptor 1. The coding region runs from base 81 to 671 and encodes 196 amino acids. Lineage: Eukaryota; Metazoa; Chordata; Aves; Rheiformes; Rheidae. Gene Ontology annotation, biological process: protein retention in ER lumen; retrograde vesicle-mediated transport, Golgi to endoplasmic reticulum. The record is from RefSeq and is a predicted model, not a curated record. The transcript has 7 exons. Gene Ontology annotation, cellular component: Golgi membrane.